UCACAAUUUCAUUUGUAUUUCAGUAAAAUCAAGCUCCACACUGCAAUAUGAAAAUCUGUAUUCUCUUAUCUUCGUACAAAGGUGUGGGUUCAUCAUUAGAAAACUAUGACUCGUAUCAGAACCCAGGGCUCUACGACAAUAAACAUGUCUAUGAGCAGAGAAUCGUCGCCAAAAACAAUGCCAAAGAGGAAAUCGACCGAAUACUACAGGAAGGAUUUGAUUUGAUUUGGCAUUUCUUGUGGGGACCAGUCAAUGAGAAUAUUGCCGGUGUAAACGAAAUCAAGUAUUUGGAAUCGAAGAAUGUGCCGAUGAUUGGAACAUCUUCGAAGUUUUUAUCCUUGACAAAAUUGGAUUACAAACGAGCUGUGACGUCGGCUAAUAUUAAAACACCGAAAAGCAUUGUAGUUAAAGGAGAUGAUCAGUCUAUUGUUCAAUUGGAGUUAGGCGACCUCCAAUUUCCAUUGAUUGUGAAACCAUCUGUAGGAUGUGGAAGUGAGCAUAUGACGCAAGAAUCUGUUUGUCGUGAUGCCGUGGCAAUGGAACGUCAAGUCAAACUAUUGAAGUCCAAAAUCAACGUAAAUUACGACAUUAUCAUCGAGGAAUUUGUUGAAGGCGACGAAGUUGCUGUAAUGAUUUUAGAAACAACGAACGGGGUGAUAGCCUUGCAUCCACUGAUUUAUGUUUUUCCGGAUGAUUGGCCACCGACAAAAAAAUUCUUAGAUUUUGAUACAAAGUUCGUCGGAGUUGACCGCGGCGAUGUUACAUACAAAUUGUUCGAUGGAAAUCCAGAAAUGAAAGAAAAAAUUCAAGAAACGGCAGUUAAAGCGUACGAAGAACUUGGUGUACUGGGAAGUGGUUACGCAAGAGUAGAUUUUCGUGUCAAAGGAACAGAGCUGUAUGUGUUGGAGAUCAACCCCUGCCCGGCAUUUUUUGCGGAGCUUGGAAAUAGGUAUGGUGACGACUUCCUUAUCGAAUCAACAUUUCCAGGGGGACACGAAAAUUUGAUUGAAACGAUCAUUUCGUCUAAGAGACGUUUUGAUGCGAUUCUCAAAGAAUACAACGGUGUGGCGGCAAGCAAUUAUGACGCUGCUAUUGAAGUCAAAGGCAAAAAUCUGUUCGCGAUUUGGGAGAAUUUAACCGAUACAUUUGACUAUGGUGGAGCUGUUUUGGAUUUGGGAUGUGGAACGGGCUUGGUGGGAAAAAUAAUCAAGAAAAAAUAUGACGCGAAAUUGGUGGGAAUAGAUUUGUCGUCCGAGAUGGUUAAAUUGACCGAUAAUUAUGAAAAGCUUCACGUAGGACUCAUGGAAAAUAUUGUGGUAGAAUUGAAGGCAAAGUCCUUCAAUCAUAUUGUAAGUGCCGGUGCUCUAGCGUUUAUUGAUCAGAAAAGCUUCGUAAAUUUGUUCGCUCGAAUGUUCAGCUUGGCAACUGAUUCAAUUACUGUGAUUAUAGAUGAAAUGAACGAACAGUUUCUAUCCGAUUGUGCCGCUAGAUACAGUGUACUGCUAUUCAAUCAUGCACAUACAGUAAACACUUUCCCCAUUCCAAGAGGAUGGAAUUUAGUCUACAACAAACGGGAGUUACUUUGGGAAUCGCCUAGAAUUGGAACCAAUAUAUACGGGCUUGUCCUUCGUUACGAGAGAUGCACCCGAGUUUGAAAUAAUGCUGGCAACGCCACGUGUCAAUCGAAAUCUAUGAAUCUCAAUCAAUAAAUCAAUUUGCAAACAUCA
Messenger RNA from Bradysia coprophila, 1727 nucleotides. RefSeq lists its product as uncharacterized. Lineage: Eukaryota; Metazoa; Arthropoda; Insecta; Diptera; Sciaridae. The record is from RefSeq and is a predicted model, not a curated record. Gene Ontology annotation, molecular function: D-alanine-D-alanine ligase activity; ATP binding; metal ion binding.